Messenger RNA from Balearica regulorum gibbericeps (East African grey crowned-crane), 293 nucleotides. The record is from RefSeq and is a predicted model, not a curated record. Lineage: Eukaryota; Metazoa; Chordata; Aves; Gruiformes; Gruidae.
ACAGCGUAACUGAAGUCAAGACAGACAUUUACGUGACGAGUUUCGGCCCUGUCUCGGACACAGAUAUGGAAUACACUAUUGAUGUAUUUUUCCGGCAGUCCUGGAGAGAUGAAAGGCUGAAGUUUGAUGGUCCCAUGAAAAUACUUCCCCUGAACAACCUGCUGGCCAGUAAGAUCUGGACUCCGGAUACCUUCUUCCACAAUGGGAAGAAAUCUGUCGCCCAUAACAUGACAACACCCAACAAGCUGCUGCGCCUGGUGGACAAUGGCACCCUCCUGUACACUAUGAGGUAA